AUGAUGAGACUGGAAAAAUUUCCAAGAUUAAACAUAACUACAAAUGAUAGCGUUUAUCCAACACUUUCUAAACAAGAAAUUGCCGUACAAAUCAAAAGGCCAAAAAAUCAUAAAUCCUCGGGAGAAGAUGGUAUUCAAGCAGAAAUUCUGAAGAGGGUAGAUGAAGAAGCGAUAUCUAAAAUUCAUGAAGUAAUAGAACUGAUUUGGGAAAAUGAGAGACUCCCGGAAGAUUGGAACACUUCGUUAAUAUGUCCAAUAUAUAAGAAGAAUGACCCUCAAGACCGUAAAAAUUAUAGAGCAAGAUUGAAAUUGUGGGAGGUGGAGAGCAGGCAAAUAGUCGAAGAGAAGAUACCCCAAGGACAUGACAAUAAAUGGGUGAUUUAG
This is a messenger RNA of Sipha flava (yellow sugarcane aphid), 384 nucleotides long. RefSeq lists its product as uncharacterized. Bases 1 to 384 code for a protein of 127 amino acids. The record is from RefSeq and is a predicted model, not a curated record. The transcript has 3 exons. NCBI's taxonomy places the organism in Eukaryota, Metazoa, Arthropoda, Insecta, Hemiptera, Aphididae.